AUGGUCGACGAAAAUGACGACCCGAAUAUUGCCUCUGCGCGUGGUGUUUCCACAGCAGCCUUCUUGUCAACUCUGGUAGUCAAUUUAGUAAUUUUCGCUGUCUUAACGACAAUUUUUACGGUCUUACGUCGUUACAAUAGGCGGAUCUAUGCGCCUAGGACCUAUAUCAGUACUAUAGAGCCUUGGAGAAGGCUCAAAACUACUGAUGAUGAUGGCGAUGGCUUCGUCGAUGAGGUGGAGCAUGUCAAGGGCUUUGCCGGUUUGUUGGGCUGGAUACUGAGCGCUUGGAAAAUUAAGGACGAAACUGUUCUCCGUACUAAUGGCCUUGAUGGUUACUUCUUCCUACGUUAUCUGAAAAAGGCGCAGACAAUUUGCUUUGUCGGUUGUUGUUUGACGUUUCCCAUUCUUUUGCCCUUGAACGGAACUGGAGGUGGUGGACAGACCGGAUUGGAUAUUUUAUCUUUCAGCAAUAUUAAUACCAAAGACGCUGGUAUCCGCAAUCGUCUUUACGCCCAUGUGUUUGUUGGAUACAUCUUCUUCGGUUUCGUUCUAUUCACUGUUUACCGUGAAUUGGUCUUCUAUACUACUCUGCGCCAGGCGUACAUGCUCUCGCCUCAAUACGCAACCCGUAUCUCUGCUAGAACUGUACUCAUAACCACAAUUCCCAAGAAGUAUCUUACUGAGACCGCCUUGAAGCGCGUCUUUGACAAUGUCAAGCGUAUCUGGAUCAAUACCGACACCAAAGAGCUCGAGGAUUUGGUCGAGGAGCGUGAUAAGACCAUCCUCAAACUUGAGGCGGCUGAAGUCAAAUUGAUCAGGCUUGCAGAUGCUGCUAGACGACGAGGCGCACUUGGACACGACUCUCCACAGGAAGAAGGUGAAGUUGAGGGCGAGAGCGGUAGCAUUGCUGCGAGAUGGCUGGACAGGAAGGACAGGCCUAGCCAUAGGUUGACGCCUUUGUUCGGAGAGAAGGUCGAUACCAUUGACUGGUGUCGUGGUCGUCUCGCCGAAUUGAACCCUAAAAUUGAGGAAUUACAGGCAGUACAAAAGAAUGGUGAUGGCAAGAAGAUGAACUCUGCCUUCAUUGAGUUUACUUCUCAAUCGGCUGCUCAGAUCGCUCUCCAGACCCUUGCACACAACAAGCCCCUCCACAUGGCGCCCCGCUACAUCGGAGUCACCCCUGAAGAAGUUAUCUGGACUAACCUCCGUCUCCAAUGGUGGGAGCGCUUGGUAAAGGGCGCUGCUGUUACCGCUGCGGUCUCUGCUCUCGUUCUCUUCUGGUCCAUCCCUGUUGCCUUUGUGGGUCUUAUUUCCAACGUUACCUAUUUGGCCGAUACAGUCCCAUUCCUGGCCUGGCUCACCGACCUUCCUAAGCCAGUCCUGGGUCUCAUCACUGGUCUUCUCCCCGUUGUGCUCUUGGCCGUAUUGAUGGCUCUCUUGCCCAUCGUUCUUAGAAUCCUUGCAAAAAUCUCUGGGGAGCCCUCAGUCUCGUUCAUCGAGCUUAAAGUGCAGAACAUGUACUUUGCUUUCCAGGUCAUCCAGGUCUUCCUUGUCACCACGUUGACAUCCGGAGCCUCCUCCGCUGCUAGUUCUAUUUACAAAAACCCGAUGUCGGCCACAGACCUUCUUGCCUCUAAUCUUCCCAAGGCUUCCAACUUUUAUAUCUCAUUCAUGAUUCUCCAGGGUCUUGCCAUAUCUUCGGGUGCUCUGCUCCAGAUUGCUGGUUUGGUCUUGUACAAAGUUCUUGGUAUGCUCCUCGACGGCACCCCGCGCAAGCAAUGGAACCGUUGGUCUUCUCUGUCGGGUCUUGGAUGGGGCACUGUUUUCCCUAUUUACACCAAUAUCGCUGUCAUUGCCAUCACAUAUUCCAUGAUUGCGCCCCUCGUCCUUGGGUUCGCCGUGGUUGGUCUUGGUCUUCUACACUACGCAUACAGGUACAACUUGCUCUUUGUGUACAAUGUCAACAUUGACACCAAGGGUCUCGUGUAUCCACGUGCGCUGUACCAGACCCUCACCGGUGUCUAUCUAGCGCAGAUUUGCUUGAUUGGUCUCUUUGGUGUUAGCGAAUCCCCCGGUCCUGCAGUCCUCCAGGUAGCCUUCCUCAUUUUCACAAUUCUCUUCCAGCUGUCUCUUUCAUCAGCCAUGGAGCCUCUCCUCCGCUUCCUCCCUAAGAACCUCGAACGUGAGGAAGAGUCUCUCCUUUCAAUUGAGAACGGCGAUCAUAUCGGAGUCGAAGAGGAUGUGACUCCGGUUGCAUCUGAGGCGGAUGGCGAUAAGAUUAUUCACCGUCCUCUUGGGGGUGUUGCGCCAGCUGAAAGCGGUGGCAUGAUUACCAGAUUCCUUCACCCCGAGACAUACGAGAACUACGCUGUAAUGCGCAAGCUCAUCCCUCGAGGCUUCCCCGAGGCUUCGUACACCGCCAAUGCGGAGCAGGAGGCAUACAUGAACCCUGCUAUUGUGGCAAGGCCACAAGCCAUUUGGAUCCCCAGAGACGAGGGUGGUGUUUCACGGCAGGAGGCGGCACACACAGGAAGUGUUGUCGAUAUCUCUGACGAAGGUGCGAUUGUUAAUGAGAAGAGCAAGGUCGUAUGGAUCGAGGGAGAGAUGCCGCCAGGCUGGCACCCAGGACCGGUCUAUUAA
This is a messenger RNA of Morchella sextelata, 2640 nucleotides long. RefSeq lists its product as uncharacterized. Lineage: Eukaryota; Fungi; Ascomycota; Pezizomycetes; Pezizales; Morchellaceae. The record is from RefSeq and is a predicted model, not a curated record. The transcript has 4 exons. Bases 1 to 2640 code for a protein of 879 amino acids. Gene Ontology annotation, molecular function: calcium-activated cation channel activity. Gene Ontology annotation, cellular component: plasma membrane.